This is a messenger RNA of Triticum turgidum subsp. durum (durum wheat), 2133 nucleotides long. The record is from the annotation of a GenBank genome assembly. Lineage: Eukaryota; Viridiplantae; Streptophyta; Magnoliopsida; Poales; Poaceae.
AUGUGCUCAUUCACCGUUCAUCCGGUCGUGCUGCAGCUGUUCCUGCUGCUCCUCUUAGCCUCUCCCGCCACUGCAUGCACCGAACAGGAGAAGCGCAACCUCCUCCAGUUCCUUGCCGGACUGUCGCGUGAUGGUGGCAUCGCCACGUCCUGGCACAACAGCGGCACAGACUGCUGCGAGUGGGAAGGCAUCUCCUGCAAUGGAGAUGGGGCCGUCACUGGGGUCUCCCUGGAGUCCAAAGGACUUGAAGGGCCCAUCUCACCGUUCCUCGCCAACCUCACCAGCCUGCUGCGUGUUAACCUCUCGCACAACUCAUUCUCCGGUGGUCUACCAGCGGAGCUCGUGUUCUCUGGAAGCAUCAUCGUCCUCGAUGUCAGCUUCAGUCGGCUCAACGGACCGCUGCCUGAGUUUCCGUCCUUGGUUACCACCAACCGGCCUCUGCAGGUACUCAACAUCUCAAGCAACCAGUUCAGCUCGCAAUUUCCAUCAGCCACAUGGAAGGUGAUGAACAGUCUGAUCGCGCUCAACGCCAGCAAUAACAGCUUCACUGGGAACAUACCACCUUCUCUCUGCCUUGGGUCGCCAUAUUUAGCUUUGCUUGACCUCUGUUACAACCAAUUGAGUGGUGACAUACCAAACACGUUGGGUAAUUGUUCCAAGCUCAAAGUGCUCAAGGCUGGCAACAACAACCUAAGUGGGAUUCUCCCUGUUGAUACCUUCUGCGCUACCUCGCUGGAGUACCUCUCCUUCCCCAACAAUGGUUUACAAGGAGAACUUGAUGGAGCACAUAUAGUCAAACUCAGUAAUCUAGCUACUCUUGACCUUGAAGGGAAUCACUUCAGUGGCAAGAUUCCACAGUCGAUAGGUCUGCUCAAGAGGCUGGAGGAGCUGCAUUUUGGUAGCAAUGACAUGUCUGGGGAGUUGCCAUCAACACUGGGCAACUGUACAAAUCUCAAAAUCAUUGAUCUGAAGUUCAACAACUUCAGUGGAGAUCUGGGGAAGGUAAACUUCGCUGCCCUACAGAAUCUAAAAAGUUUAGAUCUCCUGAGGAACAAUCUCAGUGGUAUAAUUCCAGAAAGCAUUUACUCAUGCAGCAAUUUGACAGCACUGCGGCUGUCAGAGAACCAUUUCCGUGGUGAAAUCUCAUCAAGAAUUGGCAAUCUGAAGCACCUGUCCUUCCUAUCAAUUAGUAGAAACUCCUUUACAAAUAUCACAAAAGUUUUGCAUGCCCUUAAGAGCUGCAGGAAUAUCAGCGCCUUGGUUAUUGGCACAAACUUCAUGAAUGAGGCCAUGCCACAAGAUGAAACCAUUGAUGGUUUUCAGAAUCUUCAACUUCUUACCAUGGACUGGUGUUCGUUGACUGGAAGGGUACCUAUUUGGUUAUCAAAGCUCACAAAUCUGAAGAUACUACAAUUACAAAGUAAUCGACUCACUGGAACGAUGCCAAGCUGGAUCAACUCACUAAAUUACCUCUUCAGUCUGGAUGUAUCAAACAACAGCCUUACUGGGACAAUCCCAAUCACCUUGAUGGAGAUGCCAAUGCUAAAAUCAGACAAUGCUGCCAUAUAUUUGGACCCAAACCUCGUUGAUCUACCAAUUUUUUAUGUGUACCCAUCAUUUCAGUACCGCAUGGGCAGUGAUUGGCCAAAAGUGCUGAAACUCGGUAAGAAUAAACUCACCGGUACAAUCCCCCAAGAGAUUGGUCAUCUGAAAGCACUCCUUUGCCUGGACUUGAGUUUCAACAACUUUUAUGGAGAGAUACCACAAUCAGUCUGCAACCUGACGAACCUGCAGAUCCUAGAUUUGUCUAAUAACCAUCUGACUGGUGAAAUUCCUGCGGCAUUUGAGACCCUUCACUUCCUUUCUGAGUUCAACAUGUCUAACAACGACCUAGGAGGACCUAUUCCAACAACAGGCCAGCUGAGCACGUUUCCAACUUCUAGUUUUGACGGGAACCCGAAGCUGUGCGGCUCUCUGCUUAUUAGGGAUUGCAGUUCGGCUGAAGAAGCUCCCAUGUACAUCAUCUCUGCAAGAGAAUACAGCAUGAAGGUCAUCUUUGCGAUAUCGUUUGGUCUUUUCUUUGGGGUAGGGGUGCUAUAUGACCAGUUAAUAUUAUUCAGAUAUUUUGGGUAA